CUAAAAUCGCGCAAUGCAUUUAACUUCCUUGUGGCCAUUUUGAAAACAGCAGCGAAAUGGCUGGUGAUAUUUUGGUUGGUUCUAUAGACUUUGGAACAACGUACUCAGGGUGGGCAGUGAUGUUUUCUCAUGAAUUUGAAUCAGAGCCGACGAAAGGAUUUGUGAAGCAAUGGCAUUCGGGAAGCUCGAUAAUCACAGAGAAAACACCUACAGUGGUUCUUAUUAAGCCAGGUGGCAAUGAACUUGAAGCCUUUGGGUACGAAGCUGAAAACCGUUAUAAAGAGCUUAUAGAACAGGAAGAGCACGAGGGAUACUACUACUUUCAGAGAUUUAAAAUGAAACUUCAUAAGCAAAUGGGGGAUACAAUCGACUUGAAUAUGACGUUGUCGGAUGAAAUGGGGCACAAACUGCCUGCAAUUGAUGUUUUUGCUAUGGCAAUAAAAUACCUUGUUGAUGAUAUGCAUGAUGUAAUCAAAGACAGAAUGUCCGGAGUUAUUAAGAAGUCUGAGGUUCAUUGGGUUAUCACUGUUCCGGCUAUUUGGACAGACUCAGCAAAACAGUUCAUGAGAAAAGCUAGCGAACAGGCUGGAAUUGAUGAUCGCAAAUUAAGUAUCGCACUUGAACCAGAAGCGGCCUCUAUUUUCUGUCGCCAUUUGUCAGUUGAAAAAAGAAUCGACACUACUGAUGUAUGCAUUGCUUCCUUCCCAGCUGGAACAAGAUACAUGGUGCUAGACGCUGGAGGUGGUACAAUAGAUAUUACAGUCCAUGAAGUCCAAGCUAAUGGCGCUGUAAAAGAAAUACAAGCAGCAAGCGGAGGUGGCUGGGGUGGUACUCUUGUAGACCAGGCGUUUGAAAAGCUGAUCAUUGAUUUAGUAGGAAAAAGGGUUUAUCAAGAUUUCAAACAGGAAAGCCCGGAUGAUUGGCUAGAUCUUUGGCGUGAUUUUGAACUGAAGAAAAGAACAAUUAAACCUGAUAAAGAGACAAAAAUUGUUAUGAAGAUACCCGAAACUCUUCGUGAGCAGUAUAAACGUAAAUUCCGAAAAACCUUUAAAGAUGCUGUUGAAUCAUCUUCCUAUGCUGAAAAUAUUACAUUUGUUGCUGACAAGAUGAAGUUUGACGCAAUCGUAUUUAAAAAGCUUUUUGAUGUUUCGUUGACCAAAACAAUACAACAUACGGAAAACCUCAUUAGAGAUCCAGCCGUCCGAAUUAUUAAAGCCAUUUUAAUGGUUGGGGGAUUUUCUGAGUCCCCUAUGCUCCAAGAGAGGGUGAAAUCCUGCUUUCGUGGCAUUGAUGUCAUCAUACCUGCUGAAGCGUCCUCGUCAAUAUUGAGAGGAGCGCUUAUCUUUGGACAUAGUCCAACUUCGAUAUCAGAACGAGUACUGAAGUAUACGUAUGGCGUAAGGGUAUUUCGCAAUUUUAAAGAAGGCGAAGAUCCAGAAAGCAAACGUGUAAUGACCGAUUCGGGACCUCAAUGCAUGGAAACAUUCGACAAGCAUGUAGAGAGAAAUAAAAAAGUAAAAGUAGGAGAGCCACAGAUAAAACAAAUUUACACACCAAUCGACAGGAAUCAAAAAAGCUUAACCUUUCCCAUAUUUGCGUCAGAGAUGAAGGAUCCCAAAUAUACUGAUGUAGGUUGCAAAAUGAUCGGGAAAAUGAAGAUAGAACUGCCAGACCAUGAUGGUGACUUGUUGCGUGAAGUUGAAGUGAGCCUUACAUUUAGCGGUACAGAAAUUGAGAUGACAGCUCAGGAUGUAAAAACGGGGAAAUUAGAAAAAGCGUCCAUUAAUUUCCUCGGAUAAUCAGUGAAUGAAAAAAAACCCAACAAUUUAAGGUAAAUAAGACUUGCAUAACUAAAAAUAAUAAAAGAAAUAAAUCAAACUCUGUAACAAUUUAAUAUUGUAUUGAACUAUUUUGAUGACAAAACUACGGUUAUAUUAUAAAGUGUGAUUGCUUUAAGACACGUAAAUAGUCGGAGUCUAAUAGUCAAAGUCAGAGAGCCACAGAUAAAACAAAGUUACACAACAGUCUACAUUGAUCAGAAAAUCAUCUGUUUCCCAUAUAUGCGUCAGAGAUGAAGGAUCCAAAAUAUACCGAUGUAGGUUGCAAACUCAACGGGACAAUGAGGAUAGAGCUGUCAGUCUAUGAUGGAGACUUGUCACGUGAACUUACAUUUAGCGGUACAGAAAUGGAGGUGACAACUCAGGAUGUAAAAACGGGGAAAUUAGAAAAAGCAUCCAUUAAUUUCCUCGGUUAAUCAGUGAAUAAAAUAAAAACAAUUUAAGGUCAAAGACCUGCUAAAUAAGACAUGCAUAAUUAAAAAAAGUUAAUGAAAUUAGUCAAACUCUGUAACAAUUUAAUAUUGUAUUGAACUAUUUUGAUGACAAAACUACGAUUAUAUUAUAAAGUGUGAUUGUUUUAAGACACGUGAAUAGUGGAAUUAAUAUUAUGAUAAUGCACAAAUGCAUUCCUGAAAAAAUAUGUUUUGUGUUUUUGCUUAAUUAACAAGUAUCCAUGUUUUCUUUUAAUAAUCAAGAUAAGUAAUUCCAAAUUUAUCCUCAUAUGGCACAUUGAUAUUGUAUUAUAACAUAAAAUGCUGUAUAUUUAGACUAUGAAUGUUUUACAAAUAAAAUGUUUAUCGGCUUGAUAAAAAACAAAUCUUUUGAUAAUGCGAGUAUAAUGAGUGAAUUGAAAUGAUUUUAGUUGAUAUAUUCGCAACACGAUGUGACCAAGAAUUGACAUAACGUUGUACAAAAUGAGGGAGAAUGCUGUUCCAUUCUAUUUGUAAAACAUAAUGUACCCCUUCUAAAAUUAUCAAGACAUACCUCUGCAAGCAUCUAUUUUUCGAUAUUACACAAAUUAUGCCCCAAACCCCAUGUACAGUUUCUUUUGCGUUUUAGUACUUUUUUUCGGCAAACAUUGAUAACUAAUAACUUUGAAUUUGUUUUUCUUUAAAUUGAAUACUUAAAUAUGUUAUUAAAUAUGUAUGUUGACAUGCAUUUUUGUGUUUAAUUGUGAAGAUAAUCCAAUGUAAAUGUUGUCGAAUUACAAGUGUUUUAAUAAUUGAAAAACACAUAUAAAUUUACUACAUUAAUAGAUGAUAUAUUGACUGUACACAUAGACUUUUACUUUUCAAGAAGCAUAAAUAUUAACUGAUGGUAAAAGAAACUACAAUGUGUCAACUUUAUAAGCAGUAAAUAUAAUGUUACAUUUUAUUUCAUCAAUAGAAUAUCUAAUAUUUAGUUUAAAAAGUCACCUAUAUCGGAAGAUUCUAAAACAUCGUUGUUGUUGUUAAAUUACUUUGUAUAGCUUUACAUAAUACUUUUGCAUGAGAUGAGAGAAAAUAGCAAUAUAAUUCAUAAAAGUGUUACAUUUCAUUUGCUUUUAAGGUAGACCAUGGCUAAUGGGCACCAUUAGGAACUGUAAAAUUGACAACAUAGGACUGUUAUAUGUCUUAAAGGUCAC
Ruditapes philippinarum (Manila clam) is the source of this 3462-nucleotide messenger RNA. RefSeq names its product heat shock 70 kDa protein 12A-like. The record is from RefSeq and is a predicted model, not a curated record. Gene Ontology annotation, molecular function: ATP binding; ATP-dependent protein folding chaperone. The coding region runs from base 57 to 1799 and encodes 580 amino acids. Lineage: Eukaryota; Metazoa; Mollusca; Bivalvia; Venerida; Veneridae. The transcript has 5 exons.